AAAGAUUUGUCCACUCAUUUUUGUUGUCUUCUUCACAACCAAAGAGAAGAAAACUCCAUUGCUAUAAUGGAGGAAGAGCAAAACAAAUCUCCUCUCCACCAUUAUUGGGGAAAUACCUCAGAGGAAGAUUACUAUACUCUUCAAGGUAUCAAAUCUACUAAAUCUUUUUUCACUUCAUCUAGAGAUUUAACCCUUUUCACAAGAUCAUGGUUACCCCCAACCAAAACCCCACCUAAAGGUAUCAUUUUUAUGAUCCAUGGCUAUGGAAAUGAUAUCAGUUGGACAUUUCAAGCAACCCCAAUUCACUUAGCUAAAAAGGGUUUUGCUUGUUUUGCUCUUGACCUUGAAGGGCAUGGCCAAUCUCAAGGUCUUAAAGCUUAUGUACCUAAUCUUGAUUUAGUUAUUGAUGAUUGUUUGUCUUUUUUCAGUUUUGUUUUGACCCAAAAUACUGAAUUUCAAGAUUUGCCUAAAUUCCUCUUUGGUGAGUCAAUGGGUGGUGCAAUUUGUGUUUUGAUUCAUUUGAAAAGACCUAAAGAGUUUAAUGGUGGGAUUUUGAUAGCCCCAAUGUGUAAAAUCUCUGAUAAAGUGAAACCUAUAUGGCCAAUUGCUCAAUUUUUGACAUUAGUUGCAAGAUUUGCACCAACUUUGGCUGUUGUACCAACAGCUGAUUUGUUGGAAAAAUCUGUUAAAGUACCUGAAAAAAGGAUUAUUGGUGGGAGGAAUCCUAAUAGGUAUUUUGGAAAACCAAGAUUGGGUACUGUUGUUGAGCUUUUACGUGUGACUGAUUAUGUUAGUAGCAAACUAUGUGAUGUGAUUAUGCCAUUUUUAGUGUUACAUGGGAGUGCUGAUGUUGUUACUGAUCCAGAAGUGAGUAGGGAAUUGUAUAAAUUGGCGAAAAGUACGGAUAAGACAUUGAAGAUUUAUGAUGGUAUGAUGCAUUCUUUGUUGUUUGGAGAGACUGAUGAAAAUGUUGAGAUUGUUCGUGGUGAUAUAUUGGCAUGGUUGAAUGAUAGAUGCUGAGCAGGGGCGGAUCUAGAGGAGAUGAAUGGGUUCGUAUGAAUAAAAACACACUAUAUAUACAAAGGUCGAAAGUACUUAUUAGGUAUAUACAGUACCCUUGAUGAUUGAUGAAAGUCGUGUCUCCGCCACUCAUGCUGAAUUGUCUGCACUUGGAUUAAAUACAUAUCUGAUUCGUAUUAAUCUCAUUUCUAGUUCAUUAGUGUGUGUCAUAUUUGUUAAAAGAUCCAAACUUUAGAAGUUUUUUUUCUCUAAGAAUGAUGUGUAAAGCUUGCCAAGUAGUCUAGAUAUAAAGAUUGCAUUUUUUCAGCAGAAUCAAGCUUGGAUAUUUGCUUUGAAGCAUUCUGUGUUUACUUAUGAAUGCAUGUUUUAUAACUUCUCUAUUCC
Solanum lycopersicum (tomato) is the source of this 1404-nucleotide messenger RNA. RefSeq names its product caffeoylshikimate esterase. NCBI's taxonomy places the organism in Eukaryota, Viridiplantae, Streptophyta, Magnoliopsida, Solanales, Solanaceae. Gene Ontology annotation, molecular function: lipase activity. The record is from RefSeq and is a predicted model, not a curated record. Gene Ontology annotation, cellular component: membrane.